Molecule: messenger RNA, 1697 nt
Organism: Sinocyclocheilus rhinocerous
Lineage: Eukaryota; Metazoa; Chordata; Actinopteri; Cypriniformes; Cyprinidae
Product: syntaxin-2-like
Exons: 4
Coding region: 900-1325 (141 amino acids)
Biological process (GO): synaptic vesicle fusion to presynaptic active zone membrane; intracellular protein transport; exocytosis
Cellular component (GO): synaptic vesicle; SNARE complex; endomembrane system
Molecular function (GO): SNAP receptor activity; SNARE binding
Source: RefSeq, a predicted model, not a curated record
GAAUUGUGUUCAAUAAGGACAAAAAAUAUUGCCUAGUCAUUUUUGUCUACUUCUCUUUUCACCUGACAUGCUGCAUUUGAAAUUUAUUUUGAGUAACUUGUGGUCUGACAUGUACUGUAGUGCAGACCUCUGAACAGACUGUGUGUCUGUGAAUUAGUCCCAGUGUGAGUGGAUUAAUGAGGUACUUUCUGUGCUUUACAACAUAUGAAACGGAGCGGGUUGUCACCGGAGACUCUAAAGGCAAGUGUUACCUGGGCAACAGGGCUCCAGAGAUCCUGCUAUACCUCUGCACAGUGGGCCACAGAAUGUCAUGUGAUAGGAUGAUGAGUAAUCAGUCAUGUGACUGACAUGAUUUGCAUAAAGACCCAGUUACCCCUCUGCUUUGCAUUUGAAACAAAUUUCCUUGAAAGGUUGUAUUUUUUGUUAGGGGACUUUAUUUCAAUGAUGCGUAUGUGUGUGUGUGUGUGUGUGGAUAAGAGUAUGAAUUUGUGCCCUGGUCACAUUAUAUAAGUUUGUGUGUAUUUUUCCAGUGGCCUUUAUAUUGAUGGUUUCAGCCAUUGUAAUGUUCCCUCUCAUUUUCCCAGCUGAAUCAAUAUAGUCCCCAAGGCGUACUUAGCAUGACCACACACACAUACAUACAAUCACACAGUACACACAUAUACUGUUCCAUGACACAAAGCCAAACAAUUAUACAAAUGGACUAGCAACCCGCUAUUAGCAAUUGCUGGUCAUCGUUUCAUGUUUACCCUUGACAAAUUCACACACAGACAGCCAUUUAUCAAACAAAUGAUGGCCUAAACAGGAUCGGCGAGUUUGUGAGAAGAGUGUUGUUUUUAUUGAUCUGUUACGCUCUGAAUCUUGUAGCUGGACGAAUUACAACUAAUGAGGAAUUGGAAGAGAUGCUGGAGACUGGAAACCCUUCCAUUUUCACCUCCGAUAUCAUCUCUGACUCUCAGAUAACUCGUCAGGCCCUUAAUGAGAUCGAAUCUAGACAUAAAGACAUCUUGCGGCUAGAGUCCAGCAUUAAAGAGCUUCAUGACAUGUUUGUGGACAUUGCCAUGCUUGUUGAGACCCAGGGUGAGAUGAUUGACAACAUUGAAAAGAAUGUAACCAAUGCAGUAGAGUAUGUCGGCCAAGCUAAAGUGGAGACCAAGAAAGCUGUGAGGUACCAGACACAGGCCCGCAGGAAGUACAUCAUUCUUGCUCUCAUUGUUUUGGUGGUGCUUGCUGUGGUCGCACUAAUUGUUGGAUUAUCUGUGGGCCUGUCUGUUAAAACCACUACUAACUCCGCCUCCUCCAGCUCUAAUGCAGCCAAUCCUGUCUAAGCAUGGUUUCCAAGGUAGCACCCAGUACUCAAUCAUUAACUAUCUCAUCUACUAUCACUUUGCCUCUAUUUAAAUCCAGUUUGAAUGUGGUGACAGCUUUUUAUGGGAAAGAUUUAAUGGCUCAAAGAUUCAAAUAUGUUUUAAUCAAUGCCAGUUUAUUUGCUUCUAACCAAUUAGAAAAAAAGUGAUGAAAUGCCUUUGAUAACAAAAACGGGUACAUUUACGUUUAGUAAUUAAUUUCAUACAUAGUGAAUUUUUCUCUGUUGUUUUUUUUUUCUGUCUGUCAUAGAAAUUGGUUUGUGUUGCCAUUUGUGGAGCUGUGUGCAGCAUCAUUCUUCUUAUCAUCCUCAUUGGAGUUUACAAUGAUUAGCC